AGGAAUUUAAGCAAUCGUCGUAAUUAUUUUCUUUUCUGCUGGCUAUCCAUUCCAUCAAAAACUUUAAAAAAAAAAAAAUCUUCAUUAGUGGAAUGCCCGCCAACUUCGGUUUCUCCUCACUCUCUCUCUCUCUCUAGACGUUCUACAUUGUUCUGAGUUCCGGCAAUAUGUGCUCCUCCUCGGCCGCUGAUUUGUUUCUUGUUUCUUGACCAAAAAUAGGAACUUCUCUGAUUCGACCAAACAAAGAAUCUGUCUACCCCCCCAAUCAAACGCCCCGAUCCCUCGUCCCCUCUCUUCCCCCCAACCUCCAUGAAACUCUCAAAGAUUUUCACCUUAAACUCUCUUUUAUCUUUUGGAAAUCCUGUUUGAUCCCCUUGUGUUCUGUUUUAGUUAUGGGCCUGUUGUAACUCACCCAAGAAACCCUUCAUUUGGUUCCAUUCGAUUCUAUUUAAGGUCUGAUCAUCUCGUGUACUCGGUUCUCUGCGUUUUAUCGUUUUGAUUUGAAUGUGAUUGUAUCAUUUCUCGAUGCCCUUUUAGUUUUCAUGUUUCGCCCUCUUGCUUUUCCAGGUUAGUAAUUGUUGAAUGCGCCAGACAAAUAUCAUGUGCCAUCUUGCCGACGAACGUGGGGCAUCGAGCUCUGAUGGGAAAGGAACGGUAUUCAGAGAUUCGAAGAUGCAGCAGAACCUCGCACAGCUCGAGGAGGAGCUCGAAUUCCUCAGAGAACGAUUGAGCUCGUCCGAGGAAGAGCGAGACUGGGCGCUGAAUGAGCUCAAACGGACGAGGAAGGAGGCCGAGGAGGCCAACUUGAAGCUCCAAGAGGCCUUCACCCCCCGUAAAAUGCCAGAGAUUUACACCGAGCUUAACUCCGUCAAGAAGCUGCUUGCAAGUGCCACCCAGGAAUUGAAGACCAAAGAAAGUGAUAUCGAGACCCUCCGGAUCGAAGCUGAGAAGCCAAAGCAGCUGGAGCUCAAGAUUGCGGAGAAAGAUGCGGCGCUGAAGAAGUUGAGCGACCAACUGGCUGAAUUGAGGAACUCCAUCUCCGACCCGGAGGACAAGAAGAGGAUCGGGGAGCUGGAGGAAGAGUUAGCGGGGCGAAAGGAAGCAGAAUCGAAGGUUUUUGAGUCCUUGAUCGCAAUGACGAAGGAGCUCGAACAAACCAAGAUCUCGCUCGCGGAGUCGAAGCAUGAGAUUUUUUCUCUGCGAGAGAAGCUCGAGGGCUUUAGUUCAGGCUCUGGCUCUUCGAGGAAAAGUGGGAGCAAAGACAUCUCAUCGAAGAGGAAUUGUUUUAGGGACAGCAUCUCGAUGGAGGAGAAGUUGGAGUCCCUAAAUUCCGAGCUCCAAACGGCAAGGGAGAACCUUGCAAGGGCCCAGGAUGGGGAGAAGCAGGCCCUGGUGAAGGCCCAGAACUUGCUCGGCGAGAUCGGGAAGCUAAGGAACGAGCUGAAAUCAGCGAACGAGGCAGAAGAGAACGGCAAGAAGGCCUUGGAUGACUUGGCGUUGGCAUUGAAGGAAGUAGCGACCGAGUUGGGUGAAGUUAAGCUGAAGCACGACCUGGCACUAGCAGAAUUGGAGCAUUGGAGAGGAGAGGCCGAUAACGUGAAGUCCAAGGCAAGGAGUUCAGAGGAGAAGUACAGGACCCUUCUGGACGAAGCCAGGAAGGAGGCAGAGAAGUACAAGAACACCGCGGAGAGGCUGAGGCUAGAAGCCGAGGAGUCGCUCUUGGCCUGGAACGAUAAGGAGACCAUGUUCGUUGGGUGCAUUCGAAGGGCCGAGGAGGAGAAGACGCUUGCCCAACAAGAAAACAUUCGGCUCCUUGAGAAUAUCAGAGCGGCUGAUAAAAUGGUCAGGUCGUCCAAGGAGGAGAACAUCAAGCUGAGGGACAUACUCAAGCAGGCAAUCAACGAGGCGAAUGUGGCAAAGGAGGCUGCUAGCAUUGCGAAAGCCGAGAACUCGCAGCUCAAGGACGGCCUCGCGGAGAAGGAUGACGCAUUGGAUUUCCUGACACGGGAGGUCGAGAUACUACGGGCCAAUGAGAUCGCUGGUAUGGAGAACAUCAAGGAGCUGAAGAGGCUGAUUGCCGAGGCACCGCCGCCGCAGACUGAGGAGAAAGAUCUGCAGCGGUCAUUCCGGAAGCAGGGCUCGAUGGAGAAGGAACAGACGAAGGACGGGAGGAAGCUGGGCAAAGCAUUCAGCUUCAACCUCAAGGAGCUUAGGAUUCACACAAAGCAUAGGGAUUUAGACAGCGGCGAGGAUAAUAACAGUAGUAAUAGUUCUAAGAGCAAAGAUGGUGAGGGGAACAAGGCGGAGGAAGCCGACUCCCACGAGGACAAGGAUUCGCCGGCCGACCCUCUGAAGGGGUCUAUAUUCGACGCGGUGGACUCACCGGUCUCGGCAGCCCACCACAGGAAGAAGUCAUCCUCGGGCUUCACGAGUGACGGGGAGUCAGUGAAUCCCGAUGAACUCGAUCACCUGGAAGCGGCCCACCUCGAUGACCUAGAGAAUGGGAGGUUCUCGAGGAGGAGGAGCCGGCUGCUGAAGAGGUUCGGGGACCUUCUCAUAAGGAAAAGGUCUUACAGCGAGAUCAAACAUAAUCGCUAGAGAGCACUCAAUUAUCGUUCUCUUCCCGUAUAUGGUGACCGCGAAAACAUCGUAGACAUAGGAUGAAAAAUAUUAGUACAUAUCGAUUAAUCUACUUUCUGUUCAUUUUCACCGGACAACACAACAAUAUCGUCCGAAAACCGAAAUCAAUUGUUGUACAUUGUAUUGCACAGAGUUAAUUAAAGAGGAUUUCAAUGCAUUGUCCGUCAA
Punica granatum (pomegranate) is the source of this 2808-nucleotide messenger RNA. NCBI's taxonomy places the organism in Eukaryota, Viridiplantae, Streptophyta, Magnoliopsida, Myrtales, Lythraceae. The record is from RefSeq and is a predicted model, not a curated record.